Molecule: messenger RNA, 2856 nt
Organism: Lytechinus pictus (painted urchin)
Lineage: Eukaryota; Metazoa; Echinodermata; Echinoidea; Temnopleuroida; Toxopneustidae
Product: mucin-22-like
Exons: 5
Coding region: 1-2856 (951 amino acids)
Source: RefSeq, a predicted model, not a curated record
AUGGAGGUCUUUGAUGUCGGUGAGGAUACUGACUCAUCGCGAUUUGACACAGAGAUUGUCUUUGGACUGUUCCCAAACGGUCAGAAUUCCACAGAUCUAGGGGAGUUCGGUAGCAUCACCCAAACGACAGCAGCCAAACCAGGAACGGAUAUAACCCUUUCCCGUCCUUUCAGCGGGGCAUUCCUGGACGUGACGGUUGACGCCAUACCCGAUGAAAAGAUCGUCACCUUCACACCAGCAACGACUGUCACAAGAACUACGGGUUUCAAUGAAGGCACGUUGCGGAUCAUAUCGGUUGACCCGAUAAAAACCCUCGUUUAUGGGUAUAAUAGCGCUAACCUCACGUUCGGAGCAAUGGGCACCAUCCCGCUCGAAUACCUCGGUCAAGAAUACUUUGUGGUUGUCCGAGCAAACCCUGGUCUUGGCCAGGUAGUCAUCUCAUCUUUGGGGCAACCUACUCUGGUCAAGAUUUCCCCUAACGCGGUAUUUGAAUUCAACGAGAUCCUCUAUGACGGAACUGAAAAUCUUGUAAUCGAGAUUCCCGCCUGGGGUCAGAUGACUGUCACGACUUCCUCAAAUGAUUUCACGGGAUCGAGGAUCUUAGCCAACCAAUCCGUAUCCGUGGUGAGCGGAGCAGCAUGUGCCUACACUCCCGAUGCCAUAGAUGGGACAUGUGACUACGCCAUAGAGCAGCUGCUACCCUACGAUCGAUGGGGCACUGUCUUCAAUGUGCCACCGUUUAACGGAGCCUCGGCUUCUGGCUACUUUGUCCAAGUGACAGCAGCUCGGGACAAUACCACUGUAAUCGUAAAUGGAUCUCAAGUAGAUCUUAACCAAAGACAGACAUUCGAUUUGGACGUCGCAGAUGAUACCAUGCUAAGAAUCACCAGUAAUCAACCCGUGCAGGUCAUGAAGUUCAUGAAGGGUACCAUAUCGAUGGUCCUAGUACCUCCAGAAGAGCAAUACACUAACCAAGUAACUCAUGUCCGCAUGAACCCUAUACAGAGCCAUUCUUUCUCUCACCACUUCACAAUCGUCACGACUUGUUCUAGCAGCUCUGGUCUAAGCGUCGUCUAUAAGAAUGCUGGAGCAUCAGAAACAACAGUGUCUUUGGGAUCCUUCUCCUUGUUGAAUUACAGUGGUAUAUGUGCCUUCAGUGGUACCGGACAGGAAGGUCUUACAUACAAAAUUGCACAUUCAGAACCGCAAUCUGCGUUCUACGUUGAGGCUUACGGGACGUCCCUCUCUGGCAGCUUCGCUUUUGUGGGAAAUCAACUAUACAAGCGGUUGAGAUGCAUCGACUACCGUAACGACUUCCUGUUCGGAACCACCCCAAGUGUAACCACCCAACGAUCGAAGACUACAACUUCCAUGUCGCAACUCAACACGUCGGAGACAACGAAAGGCCUAUUGGCUACUACAACGGAAUCUACAUCCCUGGAUGGUACGUUUGCAAACUCCUCUUUUGAAAGUACUUUAAGUGACCCGGCAAUUGAUGUGACAUCUACAAUGGGCACUGUUAUAUCAGAGACAACCAAACCUGCCCAUAGCCCUACUCCAAUUUUUAAUACGACCUCUACCACUGGUACUACUGUAACCGCUGUUGCUUCUAUCGAUCUUUCUAAUUCAACUAUCGUUUCGGCUGCUAAGGCUACUAAUGGAACUACUUCUGUAGAUAGUAAUUCUGCUACUUCCCGUAUCAUUACUACCGGUACUUCCAAUAUUACUGCUUAUACAAAUUCUACUAGUUCUACAGUCUCUGCAGCUGCUACUCUUAAUACCCUGGAUAUUACUUCUUCUUCUGAUCCUAAUGCUAAUUCUUACUCUCCUGUUACUGAUUCUAGUAAUACUGCUUAUCCCAAUUCGACUUCUUCUGCUGUCGUUACUCAUUUUUCUGCUUCAUCUGCUGAUUCUAACGCAAGUGUUUCUGCUAUUGCUACCAACGCCAAUAUUACUGCUUCUUCUGUCUAUACUGUUAAUACCUCUGAGGUUGCUAUCACAAAUACUUCCUUGGCUGGACAUCGUGCUCCAGCUACGACUGAUUCUGCCCUACAUGAUGCUACAAACACACUUGUUAGCACCACCGUUGCUGUUGCUUCAUCUGCUGAUGCAUUCUCAACUACCGCCACCACUGCCUCUCAGGCUACGAGUUCUGUAGGCCUAGGGGAAUCGAUGUCCACAAAUACCCAUUCCUCGACAAUCAUAAACCAACCUAUACCACUAAUCAUAGAGCUCCAGGAAACCACCGCACGCUUAUCACCAGGUGAGGUAACAACUGCAUCAGAUGCUACGACUGAAUACAUUAUGACAUCGACAGUUCAACCUACAACUUCACCAUCGUCCAGAGCAGCAACAUUUUCAUCGUCAUCUAGCAUCACUGCUGAUCUUCAAUCUGAAUUCGUGAACGUUGAUUCCAGUUUCACCUCUAGUCCUGCGGAGCAAACGUCGGACCCGACAACAGCGUGCGCGACUUCGACGAUUCCCAGGGAAGUGUCUACCUUUGUCAAUUCAUCUUCGAUUACUAGUACCUCAAAGAAUUUGACGUCGACGCGGACUUCGACGAGUGCGAUGAAGAUGUGUUUCUACCUGGCCCAAUUAAAGCUGGAAAUGAAGCGUUCAGUAUCUUCCCCACUGUGCGCUGCCGCUGCAAUGCAAUCAUCGUCGUCGCCGUCGGCACCAUCGUUUAUAGCAUCAUUAUUACAAUCAUCGUGGGUAUAUGGACAUUCUGCAGAAAUUGAAGGCCACGCUCACAUUACGAUCUACUCUGUCGGAGAUGCUCUGACGCAGGUCGAAGGGAAAAGGUCCAAGUACUACCGCUCAGUCGCCUCGUGUCAGACUUGUAAUUCACUCAGUUGA